This is a messenger RNA of Lepidothrix coronata (blue-crowned manakin), 1483 nucleotides long. RefSeq lists its product as uncharacterized. The transcript is spliced from 2 exons. The record is from RefSeq and is a predicted model, not a curated record. Lineage: Eukaryota; Metazoa; Chordata; Aves; Passeriformes; Pipridae. The coding region runs from base 71 to 1162 and encodes 363 amino acids.
GUGUCCUCUGUGCAGAGAGCACCUCGCUCAGGAGGCAGCAGCUCCCUGGGAGCCUCUGAGGGAGAAGACAAUGGAGAUGCUCAAGGAGAGGGCAAAUCCCAACUCCCAACCUCACAAUAUCCUGUUCCAGUGGGAAGCUGACAAAAUCCAAGAGCUGUCCCAAUGGGAAGAUGUGGAAUAUGAGGAACUGUCCCCAUGGGGAUUUGAGAGAUACCUAGAAGCAUUGCAAUGGGGAGAGGAAAGAGUCUAUGAGCUGUUCCAAUGGGAAUUUGAGAAGUACCAAGAAGCAUUGCAAUGGGAAGAUGAAAAAGUCCAAGAGCUGCCCCAAUGCGACAACCAAAGAAUCCAAGAGCUGUCCCAGUCGGAAGGUGAGACAGUCCAAGAACUGUCCCCAGAGGUAGAUGUGAAAGUCCAAGAGCUGUCCCAAUGGGAAGGCAAGAGGGGCAAAGAGCUGUCCCAGGCAGAAGAUGACAGGGACAAAGUGCUUUGCCAAUGGGAAGGCUCCGUGGAGCAAGAGCUGUCCGAAGGGGAAGUGAGAGUAGACCCAGAGUUGUCUGAAGGGGAAGUCAGAGCCAGAGGAGACCCAGUGUUGUCCCAAGAGGGAGACAACAUUUACCAAGAGCUGUUGCAGGAGAACUGGGAACACAUCCCAAGCCACACCUGCUGGGUCAACCCCAAGUACCCACAGCUCCUGUGGAACCCUCACCCUGCUCUCCAGGGGUCGGCACAGGCAGCAGCUUCUCCUGCCUCAUGGAAACAGGUGAAGGCAGCAGGGGCAGAGAGCCCGGGCCCUGCCCCACACAGCCCCUGUUGCCCCCCCAGCCCCUCACCUCGCUGUCAGGAGGGGGCAAUGGGGGAGACAGAGCUGCCAGAGCCACAGACCGAGCAGUGGUCCUUCGCCAAGGAGGAGAAGCUGUGGAAAUACAUCACCAUCCGCACCAUCUGGGUCAACCCCAAGUACCCACAGCUCCUGCAGGACCCUCACCCUGCUCCCCAGGAGUCGGCACAGGCAGAAGCUUCUCCUGACUCCAGAGAGCAGGUGCCAGAGGCAGGGGCAGAGAGCCAGGUCCCCAGGAAACGUCCCUCCUGCUCCAGGAGGGUGCUCCGGGCUCUGCGCCGGCUGUUCCGGAUCCCCUGCAUGGCGGGACGGCCGGAGGAUUAGUGCCCACUGCCAGCACCAGGCCGGGCCCCGGAGAUGAGAGCUGACCUGGAGCCUGCACAGCUCCCUGAGGGAGCAGCACGGGCUGGCCUGGAUGGCCAGGCCUUGGAAGGAUCAGUUCCUUGUUGGUAGAAUUGCCUGGGUCAGGUUUAGGACUAGGCAGGCUUCAGUGAUCCCAGACGUAAGGGAGGUGUAGAAAGCUAAUGAGCAUAAGAAGGGAGGAAGUCUUUUAACCAAUAGAAGAUAGAAUAUGAAGUAGUAUCUUCAGUUAGAUUAAUAAUAUUUCUUAAUUAAUUCUUAAUUAUUUAAUGUAUUAAUAUAUUA